AUGAAACCCAGCGUAAUAUUCAAUAUCCCCAAUUCUCUUGGAUACCUCAGGAUUUGCCUCUUGAUCCUGUCCACCUUUGUGUCUGGCUCCACAUUUGUUGUCCUAUAUGGCCUGUCAUCUUCCCUUGACUUCUUUGAUGGGCACUUUGCAAGGAUGCUCAACCAAUGCUCGCUACUGGGCUCGUGUCUCGACAUGAUAACCGACCUGACCUCCAGGGUUGUGAUCCUGCUUCGCAUUGUCCAGAGGAGAUCUGAGUGCCUACAGCUUCUGACAAUAUACAUGGUGUUUGAUCUCAUCUCCCACUUCACAUACUUUCACAUGGCAGCGUUAGUUGGGAGACACCACAAAAGAACAGAUAACAGGUUCUUGAGGAUUUACUAUGACAAGCGAGUUCUUGGCCCGAUAUGCUUGCUGAGCGAGAUGUUCUUUAUGUAUAUGUAUCAUUCUAGCAGUAGAGGCCCACUUCUGUAUGUUCUUGCAAGCAUUACUGUUGUCAAGACGGGAUUCCAUCUGAUCCAGCUUGUGGAGGCCAUUUCAGGCAUCAGUAACAUCCACUACUGUACAAAACAUGAUGUCCAGGAAGUUGAUUAA
Molecule: messenger RNA, 591 nt
Organism: Encephalitozoon cuniculi GB-M1
Lineage: Eukaryota; Fungi; Microsporidia; Unikaryonidae
Exons: 1
Coding region: 1-591 (196 amino acids)
Biological process (GO): phosphatidylinositol biosynthetic process
Cellular component (GO): membrane; Golgi apparatus
Molecular function (GO): CDP-diacylglycerol-inositol 3-phosphatidyltransferase activity
Source: RefSeq, marked provisional